GAGCCUCUAGGGCCCAGAGGAUAUGCAGGGAGGCAUUUUCUCUUGCUGGUGCAGCUGAGAGCGAGCGAGCGAGAGCGAGACCUGGAAAUGAAAGUAAAGAGAUCAGGAGGCACAUGGAGGGAGCUGCAGGGGCAGCCGAUCCAGAAGCAGAAUGCUGCCUUCUGUAAUUAAAUAGCACUUACUAUUAUUAUUACUUCUAGUAAUAAUACAUUAAUAAUAUCUCUAGUAAUACAAUACCAUUUAUCACGGAAAGUUUAUACAUAGUGUGGGGGGGAAAACCCAAGGAGAGCAAAUAUAAUGGAGAGGCAGAAGAGGAAACAAGAAAUAGAGAAAGGACUUCAGUUCAUUCAGUCUACAUUACCCCUAAGCCAAGAAGAUUAUGAGGCCUUUUUGCAGAAGCUGGUGAGAAACCUGUUUGCAGAGGGCAAUGAUUUGUUUAAAGAGAAAGAUUUCAAGCUUUCACUCGUGCAGUAUGUAGAAGGUCUGACUGUGGCAGAUUAUGCAGCCUCUGACGAGGUGACCAUCCCAAAGGAGCUCCUGUGCAAGCUGCAUGUCAACCGAGCUGCCUGCUACUUUGCCAUGGGCUUGUAUGAGAAGGCACUGGAAGACAGUGAGAAGGCAUUAAGUCUUGACAAGGAGAACAUCCGAGCACUCUUCCGGAAAGCCCGCUCCUUAAAUGAACUUGGAAGACACAAAGAAGCAUAUGAGUGCAAUAGCCGAUGCUUGCUGUCCCUCCCACAUGAUGAAAGCGUCACGCAACUGGGGCAGGAGCUUGCCCAGAAGCUGGGACUGAGAGUUCGCAAAGCAUACAAAAGACCUCAGCAGGAAUUGGAAACAUUCUCGUUACUCAGUAAUGGCACAUCAAUCAAUUUAUCAAACCAGACCACUUCUAAUGGAUUGGGUUCAAUAGAUGACAUUGAAACAGACUGCUCUAUGGACCUGCAGUGCCUCCCAGCCCCUGUGGCCACCUCCAUCCCUGUGAGUGAGGGGCUGGCCUCUUUGCCCUCUGACUCAGAUGCAAAGGGCUUGCCUACUUCGCUCCCUGCUGCCAGCCUGCUCCCAUCUCCAGACUGCAUGUCCUUGCCAGCGCCUGAGAGUGUGGAGGAGUUCACAGAUGGCGACAUCAUUGGGGAAGAACUGGACUCCCUCCUGGACUCGCUCGCCGAAGGGUCACCAUACCCUCUAUCUCUGGUCCAGGGCACCAUUCCUACCAACCUGCCAACAGAGAUGCCCCAGCUGAUCCCUGUGUUUCCGGGGGGAGCUCCGCUGUUGCCCCCAGUUGUGACAGCCAGCAUUCCUGUCUCCACCCCGCUGCCACCUGCCUCCUUUGGCCUGGUGAUGGAUCCCACUAAGCAACUUUCCUCCUCCUCUGUCCUGGAUGCCUUCGAGGCCCCACCAGGAGGAAGUGGUGGCUCCACCUUAGAUUCGUUGGAUUCCCUGGAUCUGCUUCCCUACACAGACUCACGGCUUGAUGCCCUAGACUCCUUUGGGACAAGCAGAGGGUCACUGGAUGCCUUGGAUUCCUUUGCCAUUGAAGAAACUAGUCCUCAGGAACUGCGACACACACCUGGCAGCCAAAAACCAUCCCCCGUGGUGAGUGAGCCGCUCCCUCGUGCUGAUGUCCCAAGGUGCUCUGGAGCCAAGGUAGUCAGUCUUGGUGGAGUGAGUCACCCAGCUGUACCCAAGGUCAAUGAGCACUUACUGUCCCAGCCGGAACCAGUAAUGCCCAACACAGCCCUGCUGGUGAAGAACCCUCUGGCAUCUACUCACAUCUUCAAACAAGCCUGUCAUAUCUGCUACCCCAAAACAGGACCCAAGGCUGGUGAUUACACCUACCGGGAAGGCUUGGAGCACAAGUGCAAGCGGGACAUUCUGCUGGGCAGGCUGAAGAACUCAGAAGACAAGACCUGGAAGAGGAUCCGUCCUCGCCCAACCAAAACCAACUUUGUAGGAUCCUAUUACCUGUGCAAAGAUAUGCUAAACAAGCAGGACUGUAAGUACGGGGAUAACUGCACCUUCGCGUACCACCAGGAAGAGAUCGACGUGUGGACGGAGGAGAGGAAGGGGACCCUCAACCGUGACCUCCUCUUUGACCCACUAGGUGGGAUCAAGCAAAGCAGCCUUACCAUUGCCAAGCUCCUCAAGGAACAUCAAGGAAUCUUCACCUUCCUCUGUGAGAUUUGCUUUGACAGCAAACCCCGGAUUAUCAGCAAAGGGACCAAGGACACACCAUCUGUCUGCUCCAACCUUUCUGCCAAACACAGUUUCCAUGACAACAAGUGUCUGGUCCACAUCGUACGUUCCACCUCCCUGAAGUACUCCAAAAUCCGACAGUUCCAGGAGCACUUCCAGUUUGAUGUGUGCCGGCAUGAGGUGCGGUACGGCUGCCUGCGUGAGGACAGCUGCCACUUUGCUCAUAGUUUCAUUGAGCUCAAGGUCUGGCUGCUGCAGCAGUAUUCAGGAAUGACCCAUGAAGAUAUCGUGCAGGAAUCAAAGAAGUACUGGCAGCAGAUGGAGGCACAUGCCAGCAAACCAGCCAACAGCAUGGCUUCUCCCCGGGCUCCUGCGUCAAGCACCUUCGACCUCCAGAUGAAAUUUGUGUGUGGCCAGUGCUGGAGGAAUGGGCAGCUGGUGGAGCCAGACAAAGACCUCAAGUACUGUAGUGCCAAAGCCCGCCACUGUUGGACAAAGGAACGUCGCGUCCUGCUGGUGAUGUCCAAAGCAAAGAAGAAGUGGGUGUCUGUCCGACCACUGCCUUCCAUCCGCAACUUCCCACAGCAGUAUGAUUUGUGUAUCCAUGCACAAAAUGGCAGGAAAUGCCAGUAUGUGGGCAACUGCUCCUUCGCUCACAGCCCUGAGGAGAGAGACAUGUGGACCUUCAUGAAGGAAAAUAAAAUACUGGAUAUGCAGCAGACCUAUGACAUGUGGCUGAAGAAACACAAUCCUGGGAAGCCUGGAGAGGGGACACCACUCACCUCGCGAGAAGGGGAGAAACAGAUCCAGAUGCCCACCGACUAUGCUGACAUCAUGAUGGGCUACCACUGCUGGCUCUGCGGGAAGAAUAGCAACAGCAAGAAGCAAUGGCAGCAGCACAUCCAGUCAGAGAAGCACAAGGAGAAGGUCUUCACCUCGGACAGUGACUCCAGCUGCUGGAACUACCGCUUCCCCAUGGGUGAAUUCCGGCUCUGCGAAAGGUUCCAGAAGAGCAAGACCUGCCCUGAAGGAGAGGAAUGCCGCUUUGCCCAUGGCCAGGAUGAGCUGACAGAGUGGCUGGACCGGAGGGAGGUGCUCAAGCAGAAACUGGCCAAAGCCCGCAAGGACAUGCUGCUGUGCCCCAGGGAUGACGACUUUGGGAAAUACAACUUCCUAUUGCGGGAUGGGGUAUAGUAGGGGAUGAGGGGGGAGCCUGUCAGCUGGAGAAACACAGGGCGGGUUUUCCAUGGGUGGCAGUAGCAGGGAGAGCGAGGCCUGUGUCUCCCAAAGAUAACUUUUUCUUUUCUUUUGUUUUAAGAUUAUGAGAUGAUGAUUUAUUAGUGGUGAAUGAAAUCAUGAAUUUGAUUCUCCUUGGCCAGCGAACACCAUGCUCACUGAGUUUGUGAUGCAUUUCCUCUUUCUUCUUUCCCUCCACAUUCUCCUUUCUCUUCAUCUUCUUGUUUUCACUGUCCUUCAUUCAAAGGAAUGAAUCCAGUCUGGAGUGGGCUGUGGAGAGCUUCUCCUUGUAUCAUUCUUCUGCCCCUCAGUUCAGAAUGUGGCUGCGGAGGUCUGGAGGACAAAGCUGAGAGGAAGGGCCAGACAUCUGGUGAAAAGGUGACCCUGAAGUUCAUGUGCUCCUUUUCUCAGUGCUGCAGAGCAAGCCCCACUUGACACUGCUGUGGCUGGCUUGCUCUCCUGGGAGUUCUGUACCAGAAAAAAUAGGAAUAGAGAUGCAAAGAGGGAAAACCACUAGAUCUGGCUUAAAACAUGUAGGCUUUAGCUUCUGCUGUCUGUAUUGCCCUGAGGCAUCAACUGGUGCUGAAGUAACAGCCAUGUCAUAUAAAGACUAUAGCUAAGAGCAGCAAAGUAAUAAAACCACUUGCAGCAGCAGGAACUGGAUUGUAGGUGACUUAAGACUGUUUCAGCUGACUGUACUCAGAAAGCAAAUUGGUGACUCCUCAUUACAUGUCUUUCUCAGUGCGCAGCAGGUUUUGGUGUGUUUUUUUGGCUGGUGGGACUGGUGGCAGUAAGACUGAAGACAUCCAGAAGGUGUAGUGGAGGCUGUGGCACACCCUGUGUCACUGCAAUCUGUGCAGCAGUAUUAGUCAGGAAGAAGGCUGUAACCAAAAGGAGCCUGUGUUUCUGUGUUGCCUUGUCUCCUGAAGGGAGGUAGGGAGGUAAUGGGGUUCCCUUCUUGCUCUUGGUUACUUAGAGCUGCAUUUUAACCUGCACUGCCAGAAGAACUGGGGACCUGUUCAAAAGGACAGCAUUGAGCAGCACAGGCAGAGCUUUGCUGAUGGGAAUCCAGCUGGAAGGAUGCUUACCAGCACCCCUCCUCCUCGGAGCUGAGGCAGGGAGCUUGCAGACCCAGUGCAGCCAGGGUGUGACCCAGGGCAGGGGCUGUGGUGGAGGGCAAGUGGCACAAUGAGACCCAGCCAUGCACCUGCUCCUGUCCCACCUGAUGUGUGCCACCAUGGAAAACAGUGAUGCUGAGCUCUGGGACGGGAAUUUUGGCUUUUAUAGUGGCAGUAGUGAGGGGCAGCACUGCUCUGCAUGCCAGCCUUGUCCUUUCUGGUGGUCUCACCCCAUAGGCAGUAAAAAGUAUGUCCUGUCCUGAGCUUCCCUCUCCUCUCUUCCACAGUCCAGCUGCGCUCUGUAGUUUUGCAUGCAUGGAUGGCACCAUCCACUCAAACACAAACACAUCUCCUUCCCAGCAUUUACAGGGGAUGUAUUUUUCAUAUAGGGUCUCCCAGGACAGCAGGCUCAGAGCCCUUGGGGCUGGCAGUGCUGUAUCCAUGGUAAAUACAGUCUGGCCGUGAACUGCUUCGUGCUUUGGCAUUGCUGGGUCCCCCAUUUCCCUUGCUGCUCCCAUAUCCCUGGGGUUCCCAGCUUCAGGAGAGAUGUGGAAAUGCAGGAGGUGCUGUGGGGGCAGCUGCACCUUUUUAAACCAGACUCCAGAUGGGUGCAUCAGCUCCACUGGGUUAGUUAUGGCCCAGGAGCAGAGUGCACUGCAUGCUGAUGAUUCUAUGAUUUUGGGUCUUUUCAGUGAUACUCCAUGCUCUUAAGUAAGCUGAAUGCGCCCUUGGACUUAGAACUGUUUAGAUUAGAAAAGACCUUGAAGAUCAUCAAGUCCAAUUGUUUACCCUAGGACUGCCAAGUCCACCACUAAACAGUGUCACUAAGCACCACAUCUGCAUGUCUUUAAAAUACUUCCAGGGAUGGCAACUCAACCACUGCCCUGCAGAGCUUAUUUCCUCUCCUUUAAAAUGUGAAUGGUGGUCACUGGUUUGGUGUGAGCUUCAUUUCCCAGCUAUUUAGCACCUGUAGAUCUGAUUUGGAAGGGGCCUAUCUGAUGAUAGUGCAGGCAGUUCACUAGGAGAGGUGGGGAGAGAAGUGGCUGUUUCCAUCUCUGCCCAUGUGUGGGGAGAAGGACAAGAUGGGGAAGGAUCUGCAGUGCUGUGGGGAGAGAGAGUGGCGCAGGAUAAAACGUGGCAGUUUGGGUGGUCAGGUGGUGUAUUUUCUCCUCUGCCCUUCACUGUAGCUGUCUGGGUCAUACCUUCUCCUGGUGCUCCUUGUGCUUAAGUGGUCAGCUCCAUAGACAGAGACUGGAGAGGAGGUUGGCAUCAGCUUCCGGGUUGUCUUGUUCUGCUCUUGGGCAGAGAUGCCAAGGAAGCUGAUCUGGAUCAUGGAACACUGGGAUGUGUUUUUAUGUUAAACCAAACCUGCAUCUCUUAGUGUGACUCUAGUGUUCGCUGCGCCCUGAUUUCUCAUACAGUAACUUUGUAGGGUGCAAGGUGGGUCACUGUCCCUUCUCCCUGUCGCUCCGGAGGUUUGAGUUGGGGCUGAGGCAGGGAGAGGUGUGUGAUGUGAGGGAGGCCCACAGUCAUGGGGGUUGCGUCCAGUAUCUCUUUAUGUUUUCCCUGGUAUGAUAACCUGGUCUGUGGUGUUGCAGUACUUUGUCACCAGACUUGUUUUAGUGUGUAUAUAUGUGACCCCUCCCAUGAAGCAUAUAUACACAGGUAUUAAAUAUAUCGCUAUAUAUAAUAUUAUAUGUGUGUGGUAUCGAAGGAAUCUUUUAAAUGAGGGUAAAGGAAAAGGACUCGGGCCAGGAAACGCAGCAUCUCCAUUUUAAAUAUGAAGACUUUUAUUUCAGUUAGGGAAAGGGAAAUAACAAAGAGGGGAGGGUUUAUAUAGAUAGGUAUAAACAUUGAGAUGGGACAGGUUUCCCUGUUCACAUUCUGAAACCCCCUAGGAUGUCCUCGCAGUCCUAUGUCGAUGGCAGAGGAUUAUACUGCUAACUAGCAAGUAAAGUUUUAAUGGUAAAGGCUUUGCUUAUAUUAUUUAAAGGGCAGGAAGCUUCACACUUGACUUCCCAGGCUGGCUUUACCAAGCCCAGACGGUUUUCUUCAGCACAUUAUGUACUCUUAGCAGAGCUGCAGACAAACCACAUGGUGUAGGGCUGCUGACCCUGUGACAACUCUCUCUUUUUUUUAUUCACAUGAGAGAAGAAUAAUAUUUUGCAGCGCAGAACCAAAGUCGAGGGUUAUUAACAAAAUAAGCGAUGGUUUAAUUUUAUAACAUUAGAAGAAAAUCUCAUAUCCUGUAAAAUAACCCCAGAUGCACGCACUUGCCCAGAGCAGGGGCUUGUAAAAUGCUGAAGGACUUAGUGAAAAUCUUUUCCCAAAUCCUUUGGUAGGGGCAGGGAUUUCAGUGACACUGGUGUUGAAGUUGACCUGACCUUUACAGGGGGAAGUAGAAAACCAAAAAAUACCCUACUUAGCGUGUAUGAAACUGUAUGUCAAAAAUGGAAGGGUUUUAGCAAGUGAAAAAAAAAAGAUAGCAAGGGGAUGCUGCAGUUCUGAGCUGGGUAGUAAUGACUUUGAGUCCUUUAAUAUGUCUUUGUAUUAAAAUAAUUUAAGAAUACCACGCUUUACUAUUAAAAAAGAAUUUAGUAUCUUUCAUAAGGUCUAGUAUCAAGAUAAUAAUGUAGAUGUUUUAACAACAUUUUUGGUUUUGUUCUUAAAUAAAUAAAUAAAUAAAUAAAACC
Messenger RNA from Melopsittacus undulatus (budgerigar), 7240 nucleotides. It is a transcript of the gene ZC3H7B, whose product is annotated as zinc finger CCCH-type containing 7B. The coding region runs from base 298 to 3387 and encodes 1029 amino acids. Gene Ontology annotation, biological process: miRNA processing. The record is from RefSeq and is a predicted model, not a curated record. Gene Ontology annotation, molecular function: metal ion binding; miRNA binding; protein binding. NCBI's taxonomy places the organism in Eukaryota, Metazoa, Chordata, Aves, Psittaciformes, Psittaculidae. The transcript has 23 exons.